Messenger RNA from Knipowitschia caucasica, 798 nucleotides. Lineage: Eukaryota; Metazoa; Chordata; Actinopteri; Gobiiformes; Gobiidae. The record is from the annotation of a GenBank genome assembly.
AUGGACGCGUCAGGAGCGGCUCCCCGCGGCCCCGGUCCUGACUUUGCAUUCAAAUGGAGCAAGGAGCUGACGGCACAGUUCAUCAAAUUGCGGGUGGAGAAUGACAGCCUCUUCACAGGGGCGAAGUUCUCUGCCUGCACUGCCUGGAGGAAAAUCCUGGAGCAACUAGGUCUACAGGGGAUGGUCUCGUCUCUGCAGGCGAGAAAGAAAUGGGACAACCUAAAAAAGAAGUAUAAAAUUUGCAAGUACCCAGGGACAGGAGAAGGAGAUGAGGGAAAGUCCAGUGCUGAGACUUGGCCCUGGUUUGGUCUCAUGGAUGAGAUGUUGGGACCUUCCAUCCUUGGUCCUGGUCCGUCCGCAGGUAUGGAGGAAAGAAGUCCAGCGAAGGAACAAGGGCUGGAGCUGGAGGCCCCUGAAGGAGAGACCAGGAAGAGGAAGAGGGAAGACAAACUGGUGAUCAAAAACGCUCCCGAAGGUGAGAACACAAAGGACCCCAAUUCGUGGCCGUGGUAUUUCCGGAUGGACGGCGCAUUGAGAGGUCGAUUGCAGGGAGCUGCCAAAAUCAUCCACGACAACGAAAAAAAGGAACUGGACAAGCCUAGCAUCAACUCCCAAGAUCCAAUUAGUGCUUUGAACAUGGUUGAAAUGGCACCAAUUGAAGACGAAGAGUUGUUCGACAAAAGCGUUGGCGGCAUCCAGUCAAAAAUGCAAGACACUGUGAUGCCAGCUACAGAAGUGGCAGUAAAGGAAAGUGUACCGUCUUUGCCCAAAAUUGUUCAGGUCAGCUUUCCCGACUGA